Messenger RNA from Leptinotarsa decemlineata (Colorado potato beetle), 1734 nucleotides. RefSeq names its product fibroblast growth factor 1. Lineage: Eukaryota; Metazoa; Arthropoda; Insecta; Coleoptera; Chrysomelidae. Gene Ontology annotation, molecular function: growth factor activity. The record is from RefSeq and is a predicted model, not a curated record.
GAAUGAAGAGAAUCCCCACAUUCCAUUAAUUUUUCUAGUCAACUGUUAUCUGUCUUAUCUGCCCGAUAAAGUUACAAUAGUAUUAGAUACUCCGCAGUGGUUCCCGUUAUCAAUAAUUUAAACAAUAUUUCCAGUAAAAGGUAAGAUGACAAUAAAAAUUUCCGGUUUUACAGCUUUCGUGAAUACGGACUAGUACCACGAUAAACCCAACACUCAUUAUGUGCGAUAUCCUCGACGAAUAGGUGCGUGAUUUCCAAAUAUUUGUUAUCGACACAUAUUUGAGGCGUUACUAUCGCGGAAAAUUCGUGGGCCAUUCUACAAUCGAAAUAUCCAUUGAAAUAUUUAUCCAAACGUUUGAACGGAUAUGAAACAACGAGUCGAUAUCUAGAUUCAGAUAUUUUUAGAGUUGGGUCAACUUCAAACGUCGAAGCGGCGCUAACUAAUUCGUUCAAAUGAAGUGUUUCUUUUAAAACAACAUGAGUAAUGAUAAACGGCAGUAUGGUUAUCGAAUGCAAUUGUUUUGCAUGACUGGGUAUAAUUUGACUCUCAGAUCUACAGGAGAAGUUUUGGGCACAGAAGAUGAUGCUGAUAUUGAUAGUCAUGUAGAAAUUUCCUCAGGUGGAGAUAUAAGUCAUGUGAGGAUUUUCGGUCUGAACAGUAAACUUUACUUGUGCUUCAAAAAUGAUGGGAGGAUGUACGGAGAGGAAGACCCAUCGAAUGAAGGAACUAUUUUCAUAGAAAAUUUUCAAGGACUUUAUUCUACGUACCGAUCAAAAAUGGACCCUGGGUGGUAUCUUGGCAUAAAGAAGAACGGAUCUAUGAAAAUCGGAACUAAAAAUGCUUAUGGCAGGAAAAGUGUAAAAUUUUUACCACGGAGACUUUGACUUCUCAGUGGUACUUGUUUUUAUCUAUCUUGUCAGUUUCACCUAGAUUUUUUUCAGAAAUAUAAACGUGAAAUCUUUACCUAACAUUAAAAAAAUAUAGUUGAAUGCGGAACAACAAAAGAUAACUUAAUCUCUGAGUAUUUUGAAUCCAGAAAGAGAUUAUAACAAUAGCCAGAUAAUGGAGAUUGAUUUGAUAAACAAUAAUAUUAUCCAUCAGAUGGAGAUGGCCUUCCACAUACACAAAAUAUAAAAUUCAAUCAAGUUGGAAUCAAUUAUCAGGUCUAUAUGUAGAUAAUACUGCUUUGAUUUUGUAUAGUUACAGUUGGAGUGAAAGCUGCAGAGAGACAGAGAGUGAUCUCCGUCAAGUGUCGUCUACCAUUUUCUUUGGAAAAAUUUCAUGUUCACCACAAUUAGGGGAAAAAGGAGCUUAGAUGAGUUUUACGUAAACUCUGUUUGCUCUUCUUACUGAAACUAUUUUCUGAUGAUGGUUCAAAUAGCUCGUUCAAAAUAUUUCGGAGAAUUUCCAGCAAAAUUUAGAACGUUCAUGAAUGUUCAAUUGGUAACAUUUAUGAACAUUGAAAUCAUCUGAGAAUAAAAGUAUUCAACAUUAUGAUGAAAACUUGUUUGCCUAAUUUUUUUACGAUUAUUACAGAUAUCCUUCAGAGAUCAAUCAUUUGUUGGUAGAUUAUAGAUGUUGGCUUCAUCUAUUUCUUUCAUCUAUUUCUCAAUUUUUUUAUGUUAAGGUGAACCGUUUCAUAAAUUUUAUUGUUAUAUUAUCUGCAUUUCAAACAGUAUUAUAGCUUGAAUUUUAUGCCUAUAUAGUUCUACAAAUUAUAGUUUUUGAUACUCA